Molecule: messenger RNA, 3043 nt
Organism: Sycon ciliatum
Lineage: Eukaryota; Metazoa; Porifera; Calcarea; Leucosolenida; Sycettidae
Exons: 12
Coding region: 540-2183 (547 amino acids)
Molecular function (GO): protein binding
Source: RefSeq, a predicted model, not a curated record
AUAAGGCUGAGUCCAAAGGGUCAGCGUAAUCAUAACGGCUGUUCGAAUGACGUUCAUCCUGAUUGAAGUGGUGCCGGAUACAGAUUAGAUGCUAAAGCCAGUAAAGGGUUUUUCGCUGAUCCGCCAUGUGUAGCCUGUAGAUCUAGGGGCAAUGAUGGCAAAGUAAGCAGAAGCAUCCACCACAGCUGACAUUGAAAAUCUCCCUUGAAUGGUAAACAUCCAGCUGGUGAGGAGCGAAAGGAAUUCGGGUGGACACACACAUUCCCAUAGCGCUGCACAUCCGAACCAGUUCCGUAAUUUUUACAACGUUUCGGCACUUGGUCAUCGUCAGUGCAGCAAAGGUAUUGUUGAUCAGACUUACUACCUGCCCCGAAGACUAGCGAGCUGCACUUCAACCUUUACUCCUCAGCUACUGAGAAGAAGUUCGGGAUUCUCUCUAUGGAAUAGUGUCACGCUCAGCCACCGUGUGCAACUUACUCCAUCGAGUGAUAUUGGUAAUCCUCUGUCAUCACGGACUUUGCCAGGCCGGAGGGAACAGGAUGGCCAUCAGUGUGAUGUGCAGAGGUGCAGUGACGCUACUCUUCCUGCUCUUGGCCACAGCAACUGGCGAUGAUAAUGAUACACUUGCGGUCCAGUUCGAGGGAUGGACAGGCUUUGGAAGUAGUAAUCCAGGACCUGUGGCUGGCAAAGUGCUUUGGUUGAUUCACCAUCCAAGCUUCCCAUGGCCGUUCAAGAGUGGAGAUUGCCGCGUAUCUGGUACGCCUGAAGCCAUGUUCAAGCAUGCAGCCAACUUCAUAAGGCCUUAUCCAGCUGCAAUCCUAGUGAAUGGUAGACGCCAAUAUUCUUUUCGCCACGGGGCCUACGUCUCAACUUAUUUUGUCCUCAGGCCCAGCAAGUGGACCCUGCUUUCUCUGGGAAGCUGGGACUUUGCGCCUCCGUUGCCUGGAACAUACACGUGUGGACUGGGUCCGUAUAAGAAGAUGUUUGCUGUGAAAUCCCGGCACCACUCUAACACAGCUUUUUCUUCGAGUAUCUACAUUAAACCCAAGCUUCUCGCGUCGGGGAGCUACUACCCAGGAAAGUCUCCAUUGCGUGUGGAGUGCUUCACGACGCAUGCCAAGCCCACCCGGAUGACCUGGUUCUACAACGGUUUUAAGGUGAAGUCUGCGUUCACCACCCAAAGUUUCAUUACCUUUCCCUCGGGCGUUAGCUACACAGAGUUGGCGUUCUAUACAUGCCACGCUCGAAACUUCUUUGGCCAUGGAACGGUCCGUGUGCAACAACACCACUUCCAUUUCGCAGGCCAAGUGCAGAGACUAUCCAUAUCUUCCAAUUCUACGAACAUCUAUGUUUCUUUCACACGUCUUUACCAGGCGCUACCCACGGGCCCUGCGUUUACCUAUUGGUAUUACACAUACCAUGUUUCCUACUGGGGAGGCGUGUGUCGGUCGCAGUAUGGCUGCUACUGUCAGACAGGCAACUGCAGUUCUUCAGGCAACAUCACACUUCAAACUCCAAGAAACAAGCCGGUGAAUGGUGAUGAGCGCGUUGUCUUUACAAACCUCUGGCCAUCGGCAGUCUAUUUCGUAGAAGUCUAUGCUGCAAGCUCUCUAGGUGCUGGUCCGAUAGUCAAAAAAGGAGUGGUGACAGAUGCCGCACCUCCUGGACCUGUGCGGGAUGCAACAAGCCAGCUAGUCGACAGGAAAACAAACACUUACACCAUCAGAUGGCUGGAGCCACUAGGAACAAACCUUCCAGUUCUGAACUAUCGCUUGGACUGUUGUGGCUCAUGGGAGGCUCAGAUUGGACGCGAUAUCAGCAAGGAUUCACGCGAGGUCACCGUUGAGCUCGGCAUCAGAUACUGUGCUGCCGAAGUGACCAUUUCUGCUGUGAACGAGAAGGGCUUGGGAGCAGUCACGACGAUUCAGCUGGAUAUCGUUAAGGCAAUUCGACCCACUCGACCUGAGAUGCAAAUGGAGGCCACCAUGGCACCAACUACAUCUAUUCCAAGUACAAUCAGUGUGGGUGCGAGUUGUUCCGGAGAGCAGGAGAGCGUCUACAGGAGGCAAGUCGCUGUCCUGUUCAGCAUGCUGGCGCUUGGUAGCGCCCUGAUGGUGUUGGCAGUGUUGUGUUUGGACCGAUGGCUCGGCAAACACUACCCCACCAGGUACACGGUUAACUGAGACAUGUUCAACCUGCUCGGGGCUGAGGCAGACCCGUAGAACCUGCUUAGGGCUGAGACAUGUUCAACCUGCUCAGGGCUGAGGCAGGUAGUCUUCGCCCACCGUUAUGCUGACUUCAUUGAAUUGUCAUUAAGCUUAUAGAUUUUAGCUUGUUUGUAUUUUUUCGGUUGAAAGAAAUUUGGAACUUCUGAAUGGUUUACGAUCUUCAACUGGAUUUGCUAGAUUUCCUGCUUUGUUACUAUUUUCCACAAGUCCCGCUGUAAAUUUCUCCCAUACACUUUCCGCUGGUAAGUGUAUGCUGAAUACCUGUCAGGGUCUAGCCAUGGCUGUGCUAGCUUGGCAGCCAUGUUUGUCAUGGUCACCAGAGACCUUUUUUGCAUCUUCCACUCUCAAACAGUCUUCAAUUAAAGAUGAUAGUAAUGGACGGGUAUUACAUGCCUGGCUUUCUAGAAAUGACGUUGUUUGAAGUUGCAACGACCCUCCAGCCUAGUGUUGCUAUCUGGCAGUCGCAAAUGAGUUGGGGACGAGGGGACUCUUUCCUUAUCAUCUGUCCAUAUUUUUGCUCACCCGGCCAUGGUGUGAAUGAAAUUUCCAACCCUUUUUUUUCUUGUGCUGCUCCAUUCCUUACGGACAUGCUCGUACCAGAAUGAUGCCUGCUGGCUACCCCAAUUCAGCUUUGCCAGAAACUUAUUCAUAGCGUAGCCUUCCCUCCACUCCCCCCCCCCCCCCCCCCCCUGUGGAAAUAUGUUCCUUGCUUGUCUCAUUGUGCGGAAGUGUACGAAAGAUGUGUGAAACAUCUUAAGCAGAACAUCCGGAAUUCCGUUUUCAUGAAACGCUUCAUUUCGAGAUGUAGAGUGUGC